CCGGGUUCGGUGCGGAGAUGAAUGGGAUUGGACAUGGGGGGACCGCAGGCGGGGAGCAGCUUGACGUUUUCUGAUGCUGCCCGUUCUGGCAGCUGCUAACGCUUUCUUUGCAGAGGAAUACGAAGUGGUGCAUGUGCGUAUCGUAUUAUGCCGCGACGAGCUUGGUGGCUGAGUUGAGAUAUAAUGGAGCAUUCAUAUGCCUCUGUUACGAGCAGCAUCCCACGUAGCAAUGACGACGGACAUGGUGUUUCCGUCGGAUACGGAACAACAGCAGCGUUCCUUAUACCACGCUCGUUGCCGGUUACAAGAGCGAGAAGAGCUUGUGCAACGGCGGGCUAUUGUUGGGCUUUUAUUAGCCUUUUGCCGCGCGUGGUUCCCUUUGGUGGCGCUCUUCUAGUCAUUGGCUCGCCUAUUUUUGGAUACGGCCCGUAUAAGCAGGCUAUUGCCGUGAAAGGCCGCAUUUCUCACCCUCGUCAGCAGCGAAAGGAAAGCCAAAAACACGGUCACAAAAUAAAGCUUUUCACCGUCACGGCAUGCGCAAGCCACGCUUCGCCUUUGCCUGACAGCUGCAUCUGUCGUCUGGCCAUCUCGGCCCCAUGAUCGGAUCAGAACGCCCAAGCCCACGGCCAAGAGAUCGUGCCUAGUGGGCAGAAGCCGUGCCACCUGAUUUGCUGCCCUGAUUCCAC
Molecule: messenger RNA, 686 nt
Organism: Trichoderma asperellum CBS 433.97
Lineage: Eukaryota; Fungi; Ascomycota; Sordariomycetes; Hypocreales; Hypocreaceae
Source: RefSeq, a predicted model, not a curated record